Molecule: messenger RNA, 1506 nt
Organism: Dioszegia hungarica
Lineage: Eukaryota; Fungi; Basidiomycota; Tremellomycetes; Tremellales; Bulleribasidiaceae
Exons: 3
Coding region: 1-1506 (501 amino acids)
Source: RefSeq, a predicted model, not a curated record
AUGCUGUCACCUCGUCACUACAUCGCGGGAGCCUCGAUCCUACUCGUCCUGUCGAGUGCCGCUCUCUACAAUCGCGCAGACCCCGUCACAUGGCUGGCAUCUUCCAAGUCGUCCCCCCCAAUCAUCGGAUCUACCUCCGCCUGGCAUCAUGACCGAGGCUUCUUGGACUACCGGGGCGACGACGAGAUGCAGUCCAAAUACGACGUCAUCGGCAUAGAAGGCGGGUACAAGUGCGACGAAGUUAUACAAGUUGGCAACGGCACGGUCUGCCGAAGCCCUCUGCGGAUCAUGAAAAGCCUGCUGGCGUCUUUGAAAGGGACUGGAGAAGGCGGUAUCGGGACGAUCGACGGAACGGACUCAAACUCCAUCCUAGCGGGCAAGCGGCUUCUCAUCGUUGGCGAUAGCUUGGAUCGCUACUGGAUCGAAAAUCUGGUGGAGAUGACACAUGGCUUUUACGAAAAUGUCAACACCGCUCAGCCCCAGACUCGGGCGGGGCAAGGGCUAGAGGCUCGUGACCUGCGGCACUCAUGCAAAGUCGCCAUCAUACCGGUACGACCUAGCACCUCCCAGUCCGAGGGAGAGUCUAUGCACGCCCAUUAUAUCGACCGCUACACCUCGGAACAUCGUCGGUCGCCGGACCACCUUCGUAUAGACUUUGUCUUUUCACACGGUCUCAUCAACGGGGGUCUGCCGCAUCCUUUCCCAAACGCCACAGCGCUCACCACCGAAGCUCUGGCAGAUCAAGUCGGAGGCGACCUGUCAGACGAGUUUGACGAGGGGUACGACGCCAUAUCGCUCGGUUUUGGCCUAUGGGAUCUGGCGGGAUUCCAGCGUCUCGCGUACCUGAGUGACCUCAAGGACGACCACCCAGGUCUCACGCUGGAGUGGAUCGUGGAGUACGGUGCGGCUUACGCGGGCUAUGUCGAAUACCUGCGCGAGGUCUACGGCCGGGACGUUCCGAUACUCGCUCGACUGCUCCAUGACACCGGUCCAGCAUUCUUUUGGGACAACCACGGCCUCCCGAGCGAAGUCAAAUCGCAAGUCGAGCAGAGCAAUACGUUCAAGCCGCUGCGUCAGGCUCAACUCCGAAACGCUCAGAAACAAUUGGCGGAGAAGCUGGGCUUGCAAGCGCACGCCUUUGCCAAGCGCUUUGAGGGUCAGGGUCUCAACUUCACGGUAGAUGGCAUACAUCCCGGCCGGCCGGCGAACCUGAUUUAUAUGGAGAUGCUGUUCAGGGCGCUGGAGGACGCUCCUGUCCGCAGUACUGGCUCGGUGUCUCUUGUCCUGCCGUUCGGUUCCCCUCUCUCUGCGUUUCGAUCCCCCCUCUCCCUCUCCCCCACCGUACCUCUCCCUCUCCCUCUCCCUCUCCUUCUCCUCCUCCCUCCACUUAAACAUUCACAACGCGGAUCUCAACAGCCUCGGGCAGCCAUCAAUCCCUUCAUCCUCCUCCAACCUACUACCGUACCCUAUCCCAAGCCGAACGUCCACCUCCCCAUUGGGCCAUGA